AGUUACCUUUCGAAUGUGACAUGACACUCAAAAUGAACAAUUCAUAAUUAAAUUAAAAUCACGUUUUUGUUUUUUUUAAUCAAAAUUCUCGUGUCAAGGCCUCAAUCAUGGACAUAAUAUGCGGUAAAAUAGCACUUAUCACAGGUGGUGCCACCGGAAUCGGUGCAGCUUACGUAAAACGCCUCUUCAAGAGUGGCAUGAAGGGCUGCGCGAUAAGCGAUAUAGAUUGCGAGAAAGGGCAAGAGCUGGCUGCUGAAAUGAAUUGCUGCUACGGUAAAGGUAAAGCGCUUUUCAUCGAGGCCGAUGUUACCGAUAAAUGUGCCUUUGACUGUGUCUUCCAAGCCACUAUUAAGAAAUUUAAAGGAUUGGACUUGGUUGUCAACAACGCGGGCAUCCUGCGUGAUAAAACUUGGGAGAAAAUGAUCGACAUUAAUGUGAACUCUACGGUACAUGGCUCUUUGCUGGGAAUCAAGUACAUGGGCAAGAACAAUGGUAAUUGCGGUGGAACCAUUGUUAAUACCGCCUCUAUUCUCGGGCUUUCCGGUAUGGCCGGAUGUCCUUGUUACACCGGUACCAAGCAUUUCGUAAUCGGCUUUAGCAGAUCGAUAGGAACCAAGUUUUGGUAUAAUUUAACUGGAAUAAGAUUCUUGACAAUAUGUCCAGGAGUUACUAUGACCCCUAUGAUCGAUGACGCAGAAGGAUGGGUUUUUGAUGGUUUUCCCGGACUCGGAAAACUUGUGACGCAGAAUUUAGGAAGUGAGAAGGAACAGUCUGUUGAAGAUUUAGCGGAGGGACUGGUCACUAUGCUUAACGAGGGUGAAAAUGGGAGUAUAUGGGUGUGUAGGAGAAAGGAUCCAAUCUUCGAAGUUACAAUACCAAGAAUAUCGGAGAUGAAAAAGGAUAAAGGUGAUGGGUGUGGGUCUAGGAGGUCUACUUGCUGACUGUAAAGAGUGUCAAUAUGUUCUUAGUAUUGUGUAUAAGGUAGUUUUUUAUUAUUAAAAUAAGUAGGAAGCAAUAAACGUUUUUCCUUAAGUAAAA
Messenger RNA from Anthonomus grandis grandis, 1038 nucleotides. RefSeq names its product 15-hydroxyprostaglandin dehydrogenase [NAD(+)]-like. The transcript has a single exon. Gene Ontology annotation, molecular function: oxidoreductase activity, acting on the CH-OH group of donors, NAD or NADP as acceptor. The record is from RefSeq and is a predicted model, not a curated record. Gene Ontology annotation, cellular component: cytoplasm. The coding region runs from base 108 to 941 and encodes 277 amino acids. Lineage: Eukaryota; Metazoa; Arthropoda; Insecta; Coleoptera; Curculionidae.